Messenger RNA from Saccostrea echinata, 2850 nucleotides. RefSeq names its product probable leucine--tRNA ligase, mitochondrial. Bases 102 to 2813 code for a protein of 903 amino acids. NCBI's taxonomy places the organism in Eukaryota, Metazoa, Mollusca, Bivalvia, Ostreida, Ostreidae. Gene Ontology annotation, biological process: mitochondrial translation; leucyl-tRNA aminoacylation. Gene Ontology annotation, cellular component: mitochondrion. Gene Ontology annotation, molecular function: ATP binding; leucine-tRNA ligase activity; aminoacyl-tRNA deacylase activity. The record is from RefSeq and is a predicted model, not a curated record. The transcript has 23 exons.
UAUAAAAGUGUUGAUAUUUGCAGUUUCAACAAAGGAAGAUUUUUUUAUGUUUGUUAUGUAACCGCAUGUAAACAGAGAGAGAGAAAGAGAGAGAAAAAAAAAUGUCUCGUGUCCACAUCAACAAGCGCUUCAGUUGGUCCAUUCUUCGAAAACUGAAGUGUAACAGUGGUUUGAAAAAGUGCAGAUUUAUCUACAGCAAAACUGGAAAAUGGGAUGCAUCUGAAUUUACACCUGAAGUCAGAGCUGAGGUGGAAAAACACUGGAUACCACUUCUGCAGAAAAACAACAAUGAAAGAUGCUUAAACAAACCUCAGGACUCCAAGGAGAAGUUCUAUGUGUUGUCCAUGUUUCCUUAUCCCAGUGGUAAACUCCACAUGGGACACGUCAGAGUAUACAGUAUCAGUGACGUCAUCGCUCGCUUUCAUCGCUUAACUGGCAAAGAUGUUGUUCAUCCUAUGGGCUGGGAUGCUUUUGGUCUGCCCGCUGAAAAUGCAGCUAUUGAUCAUGGGGAACUUCCAGAUGUGUGGACUAGAAGGAACAUUAUUGCCAUGAGAAAACAGUUGAAUGACAUGUGCUUCAGCUUUGAUUGGAAUACAGAAUACGCCACUUGUGAUCCUGAAUACUACAGGUGGACACAGUUCAUAUUCCUGAAAAUGUUUGAAGCUGGGCUGGUAGAACAAAGAAAAGAAAUUGUGAAUUGGGAUCCAGUAGAUGAAACUGUUUUAGCCAAUGAGCAGAUUGAUGAAAAAGGUUGUUCUUGGAGGUCAGGGGCCAAAGUUCAAAAGAUUUACCUUAAACAGUGGUUCAUUAAAACCAAAGUAUAUGCAAAGUCGCUGUUAGAUGGCUUGUCUGAGGUGGAUGAUAAUUUAUGGAAGGAUGUUAAAAAGUUACAGAAGCGUUGGAUUGGGGACUGCAAUGGAACCAGGAUUGACUUCAGAUUAAGGCUUGAUGGUGUAGAGUGGGAGGAGCCUCUAGCAGUGUUCACAUCCACUCCCGAGUGUCUGUAUGGAGUGUCUCAUAUUGCAUUACCGACCAAUCACAGACUGAAUGAUCAGAAAUACUACAAGUUUCCAGACAAGAAUGGUUCAAAAGCGAUUUUAUUAACUAUGGAGGCUAUUCAUCCUCUGACUGGAAAUUCUGUCCCAAUCAUUGUGUCUCCAGAUGUUCCAAAUAUUCCUUAUACUCCAGACAAUGAACAUUUAGCUAUUCCCUGUAUUAAUGAAGAAGACAAAUCAACAGCUGAUAAAAUGGGCUUCACCUAUGCUGAGGUCAUAAAAGAUAAUGUCAUAGUGAAGUCUGGACAGUUUUCUGGACUCAGUAGGGAAGAGGCACAUGAAAAAGUGUUGCAUUAUGCAAAAGAGAAGAAGAUUGGAGGAUUUCUGAUGAGUUUGGACUCUAAAGACUGGUUGAUUUCCAGACAGCGCUACUGGGGUACACCUAUUCCCAUUAUCCACUGCCCCAAAUGUAAGGCAGUACCUGUUCCACUGGAAGAUCUACCAGUGAAACUCCCUUCCAUUGCCAAAUUCACAGGGAAAUCUUCACCAUUAAAGCAAAGCACUGAUUGGCUGAAUGUACCUUGUCCAAAAUGUGGUUCACCCUCUGAGAGGGAGACUGAUACUAUGGAUACAUUUGUGGAUUCCUCCUGGUAUUUCCUACGUUAUCUGGACGCACACAACACAGAGGCACCCUAUUCACCAGAUAAGGUCAACAAGUACAUGCCUGUAGACCUGUAUAUUGGGGGGAAAGAACAUGCGAUCCUUCACCUAUAUUUUGCCAGAUUCUUCAAUUAUUUCUUAUGUGACCAUGGAGGACUGAAGCACAGAGAACCUUUUGUCAAUCUCCUAACACAGGGCAUGGUCAUGGGUCAAUCGUUCAGUGUCAAAUCAAGUGGAAAAUAUCUUAGGAAAGAACAGGUGGACUUCUCAGGUGAGAGACCUGCAGAGAAAGGUACAGGAGAGGAAGUUGUUGUACAGUGGGAGAAGAUGAGCAAAUCCAAAUACAACGGGGUGGAUCCACAGGAUGUUAUUGAUCAGUUUGGUGUGGAUGCAACCAGAUUAGCUAUUUUAGGCACUGUCUCCCCCAGGUCAGACAGGGAAUGGUCAAAUCAAGCUUUUGUCAACAUAACUCGCUGGCAGAAUCGAGUUUGGAACACCAUUACAAAGUACAUACAGCUCUCUACUGAUCCACUUUCCUCAGAGGUGGAUCCAAGUAAAUUGACUGAGAUUGACAAUAAACUUUUCCAAAACAGAAAUCACUUGAUACAUGAGGUGACGAUUUCACUGGAGACACUCUUUAACACUAGCAUAGUAAUGACUCUUCUGUUUGACUUCAUGAAGAAAAUCAAGGUUGUGCCAGAUGAAGUUAAACUUGUAAGCAGGGAGUAUGAGAAAUGUUUGGCUGACAUGAUCAUUAUUAUUGCCCCGUUUGCCCCUAGUUAUGCUGAGGAGCUGUGGGUGGGGCUUAGCAGUGUGGCCAGGGGCACAGGGUAUUUAUGGCAUGAAAGCGUAUUUAACCAGAAGUGGCCAUCGGUUGACCCCAACAUGGUGAUAAAAGUAAAACUGACACAGAAUAAAGGAAGACCUGUAGGAGAAAUUACAAUGAAACUGAAGGAGUAUGGGUGCCUGGAUGAGAAGGAACUCUUAGAAUUAUGUUCAAAGGACAAGAAAUUUCAAAAUUCUAUUGGGAAUUCGUAUACAAAAUUUCACUGGUCUAGGAACGAGUUCCUGCAACCAGUGAUAAAUUUUACUGUACCAAGGAAAAAGGACUCAGGGAAAGAAGAAAAGAGAGAGAAAAGUGAGAAAAAGACUAGCUAAUAUAAUGUUGGAAAUAGGACUUGACUUCAUUUGUGUG